Molecule: messenger RNA, 1455 nt
Organism: Neolamprologus brichardi
Lineage: Eukaryota; Metazoa; Chordata; Actinopteri; Cichliformes; Cichlidae
Gene: rax
Product: retina and anterior neural fold homeobox
Biological process (GO): positive regulation of transcription by RNA polymerase II
Molecular function (GO): RNA polymerase II cis-regulatory region sequence-specific DNA binding; DNA-binding transcription factor activity, RNA polymerase II-specific
Source: RefSeq, a predicted model, not a curated record
ACAACUUUAUCAAAAGGGGUAAUAUUAUCUGUGAAGAAGUCAGAGUGUUUUGUUAUUUUUUUUUUUUUACUUUUGGAUAUUUUUUCUGGACUUAUCAACCAAUGUGGCUUCUUGGAUCAACUACCCAAGUAAUGAUGAUGGAUGAGCGCAUGUCUCCCUCCGCACGCUGCGUCCAGAACCCGGGGAGCAACCCGUCUACGGUCCACAGCAUAGAGGCUAUACUGGGAUUUAAAGAAGACACCAUAUUCCACAAGUCAGCCUCCUAUAACGUGAUGGAAAGAGUCCAGGUCAAAGACGCUGAGCGCAACGGGAAUGGAAUAGUGAGCCAAACGAAGAAAAACCAUUACUCGGAAAGUUGUGACAGUGUGUGUUGUGGCAGCAGCACCGGCGAAGCCUCCGUGUGCCCGGACUCACCGGACAGAGACGGCAAACUGUCCGACGACGAAAGCCACAAGAAGAAGCACCGACGGAACCGGACCACCUUCACCACCUUCCAGCUCCACGAACUAGAGAGAGCUUUCGACAAGUCCCACUACCCGGACGUGUACAGCAGAGAGGAGCUGGCCUUGAAAGUGAACCUGCCCGAGGUCCGGGUGCAGGUUUGGUUCCAAAACCGGCGAGCCAAGUGGCGUCGACAGGAGAAGCUGGAGGUGAGCUCCAUCAAGCUUCAGGACACCCCUUCCUCGUCUUUGCUCUCUUUCAGUCGUUCUCCCACCAGCUCUCUGGGUUCCGGGCUGCAGCUGGAGCCCUGGCUCUCCACCCCGAUCACCACCUCCACUUCGCUGCAGUCGCUCUCGGGCUUCGUCAGCAACUCGCAAGGCCUCCCAGGCACUUACACGCCUUCUCCUCCUCCGCCCAUGCCCUCUUCCUUGCCAUCAUCCUUCCUCAACUCCCCAGCCCUGGGACACAGCUCUCACCUGCCUCACAUCAGCUCUAUGUGCCUGCCGCCCCCGGCAUACCAGUGCUCAGCUGAUCCGAGGAACUCCAGUAUUGCUUCACUGAGGAUGAAGGCUAAGGAGCACAUUCAGUCUAUUGGGAAGACAUGGUGAUGCUGGGUGGACUUUAAGACCCCUGAACACACCAUGAUGAAUCUUUUUGGAGAAAUCUGGCUUCAUUUUCAUGAUGGGAUUGUAUUUUUUUUUUUAAAGACUGACAACUCGAGCUGCCCUUUGGAAUUCAAGACAUCCACAAGUACACUUUGUGGAAAAAUUGUGACACUUUAUGUGAAAUUCCUGUAAAUAUGAAGCCGUCUCUUCUCCUUUGUCUUCACUGUAAAUUGUUUCAUUGUAUCAGCCAGCCCGGGCCGCAUCUCAUCCAGUGUUACUGCCAAUAGAACAAGUACAGAGCCUACUGAAAACUCACCAAUGCCUGUUUAUGCUUCCUCUUGUAAAUGGAUAAAAGGAGCAUUUUAAAUCUUUACUUGUUUCUGAGUCUGAAUCAUAAAAUAAAUGUAUC